This is a messenger RNA of Bacillus rossius redtenbacheri, 3173 nucleotides long. RefSeq lists its product as uncharacterized. Lineage: Eukaryota; Metazoa; Arthropoda; Insecta; Phasmatodea; Bacillidae. The transcript has 3 exons. The record is from RefSeq and is a predicted model, not a curated record. The coding region runs from base 1867 to 3072 and encodes 401 amino acids.
AUAUUUCUUACAUAAUUCAAUUAGUUCAAUUUUAGCUUUAUGGAGGGCACUUAUUUCAUUGUUCUUGCUGGACUGCAAUUUUGGCCGCCGUCUCUGAGUCCAGGAAGACUUCCCCGCGAUGUUUGGCAACUGACACUCAAGGACUGAUUUUGCAACAUUGUUACUAUUAUCGGGAAUAUGGUCUCUUGAAGUACUUUCACAGUUGCCUUGCUCAGUGCUUACCAUAACCGUUUCUUUGACACAAGGGAAUAUCACUGGUGAAACUGAUGAUGUUGAACUGGCAUUAUUUUGUGGUACAAGAGCAGGACAUAUGGGGCCUCUGAGCAUUGAGGGAGUGUAGUGGGACCAGUCUCCAUUAAGAAGUGUCUGCUGAAAAAAAAAAAAGAAGACACUGUUAUGUGAAAAAUGUAAACAUUCAUCGUACUGUUAAGUUUCUUUGUUACGUUAAUGUUAUUAACAUUUUAAACUGCUUUGUAAUGUCUGCUACUUUACACUAGUUUGAGUCUCCAGGGUAGCAAUGUCCACCAUCGAACCUAUUUCCAGCUCUACGACUGCAUUUUCUUCUGUGUUGUUUGAUUCACCUGGAACAAUACUAUUCUGGUUAGUUCACAUGUGAUGUUAUAAGCACAACAACUUAACGGUUUAACAAAAUAAUACAUAUAGGUCUAACAUUUCCAAUGUUCGACCAAAUAUGAGACUUCUUUUAUGUAAGAAUGAAACUGAUCAAAAUUAUUUUAAUCAAUCAUCUACAUCAUUUACUACACAGAAAAAUGUACUGAAGGAGAAGGCUAUGAAAAACCAUUACUUUGUAGGAAUACUGUACUUACUUAUGCAUUGUAAUGUAUUGACCAUUACUGCAUCUGAGUCUGAGUCAAAGAUAUUAUUGUGUCCUUUAACUACAGGUUUUAUUAAAGUAUAUACGCGGCCCAAAAUAGGGUCAUUUGUACACUUUGUGGGGGGUCCUCCACCUGAAAAAAACAAUGUAUUCAAUUUAAUUAAAUUAAUUGUCAAUGUACAUUGCCAUUUGUAAAAAUAUAUUAAACCACUUCCUUUCACUUUGUAUAGUAAGUCACAAAAUAAAAUGUUACAUUUUGUAAUACAAGUUGAAAAUAUUUUUAUACAAAACAUACCUGUCCCAGUUACCAUCUGAACUUUUUCGUCUGCAUACUGUUUCCGUGUCGUCUUCUUCAGAUUUUCCCAAACAGAUUUCAGGUUAUCUGCAGACCUGUGAUGGACUCCUGACACACAGUUGAAACUACUUGCAAUAAUUUGCCACUGUUUCAAUUUGUUCUGUUGUGUUACUGCAUCCGUGCGCUUAUUUUCAAUUAUGUUAAAAUGUUCUGUCACCAAAUCUAACAAAACAAUUUUUUCUUCUGGUGAUAAAUUCUUAUUUCGUGGUUUUUUGGCGGAACAAGUGUUUUCUUUAGCUUCCAUUAUCUUUAUUAUCGCUACACGACUUGAAUAACAACAAACCUACUCGCGAUAUUUGUUUACUUUUCUUCCGAACAUCGAGAUUUCAAAAAGAAAAUCGGGAUUUUAUAAUGAAUAUCGAGAUAUUAUUAUCUCGAUUAUCUGGGAAGAGGAUAAGUCGUGCCCUUAGGGCCGGUUUCACCAACAGAGAUAAACUUAAUGGAAAAUCGAGAUAUUUUUAUCGAGAUAAAAAGUUAAACUUGAAUUUUAAUCGCGAUGAUCUUGUGUCCGUUUCACCACGACUUAUCCUCUUCCCAGAUAAUCGAGAUAAUAAUAUCUCGAUAUUCAUUAUAAAAUCCCGAUUUUCUUUUUGAAAUCUCGAUGUUCGGAAGAAAAGUAAACAAAUAUCGCGAGUAGGUUUGUUGUUAUUCAAGUCGUGUAGCGAUAAUAAAGAUAAUGGAAGCUAAAGAAAACACUUGUUCCGCCAAAAAACCACGAAAUAAGAAUUUAUCACCAGAAGAAAAAAUUGUUUUGUUAGAUUUGGUGACAGAACAUUUUAACAUAAUUGAAAAUAAGCGCACGGAUGCAGUAACACAACAGAACAAAUUGAAACAGUGGCAAAUUAUUGCAAGUAGUUUCAACUGUGUGUCAGGAGUCCAUCACAGGUCUGCAGAUAACCUGAAAUCUGUUUGGGAAAAUCUGAAGAAGACGACACGGAAACAGUAUGCAGACGAAAAAGUUCAGAUGGUAACUGGGACAGGUAUGUUUUGUAUAAAAAUAUUUUCAACUUGUAUUACAAAAUGUAACAUUUUAUUUUGUGACUUACUAUACAAAGUGAAAGGAAGUGGUUUAAUAUAUUUUUACAAAUGGCAAUGUACAUUGACAAUUAAUUUAAUUAAAUUGAAUACAUUGUUUUUUUCAGGUGGAGGACCCCCCACAAAGUGUACAAAUGACCCUAUUUUGGGCCGCGUAUAUACUUUAAUAAAACCUGUAGUUAAAGGACACAAUAAUAUCUUUGACUCAGACUCAGAUGCAGUAAUGGUCAAUACAUUACAAUGCAUAAGUGAAUCAAACAACACAGAAGAAAAUGCAGUCGUAGAGCUGGAAAUAGGUUCGAUGGUGGACAUUGCUACCCUGGAGACUCAAACUAGUACACUUCUUAAUGGAGACUGGUCCCACUACACUCCCUCAAUGCUCAGAGGCCCCAUAUGUCCUGCUCUUGUACCACAAAAUAAUGCCAGUUCAACAUCAUCAGUUUCACCAGUGAUAUUCCCUUGUGUCAAAGAAACGGUUAUGGUAAGCACUGAGCAAGGCAACUGUGAAAGUACUUCAAGAGACCAUAUUCCCGAUAAUAGUAACAAUGUUGCAAAAUCAGUCCUUGAGUGUCAGUUGCCAAACAUCGCGGGGAAGUCUUCCUGGACUCAGAGACGGCGGCCAAAAUUGCAGUCCAGCAAGAACAAUGAAAUAAGUGCCCUCCAUAAAGCUAAAAUUGAACUAAUUGAAUUAUGUAAGAAAUAUGCAACAGAAGAAAAUGAAGCUAUGAAAGAACUGCGUCAAGUGAGAUUGCAACAAGAACAAGAAAGGCUGAAUCAUGAAAAGCUACAGACUGAAUUUAUGACUCUACAGAUUAAAAAACUAAAGAAAGAAUUGGAUGGUUUAUAAUUUUAUGUUUUAUGUAAUUUGUAUACAAUUUUUCUUUGUAACUCUAUUUACAAUGAGCAUUUCAAAGCAUCUGAUUUCGUAUAUUUGUAAUGAAACCUAGU